UAAUGUGUCUUUGUCCACUCUACACUAAUUAUACUUUGUUGCGUUACCACUUGAAGCGCUGAGCAUUGUGUGUAUGAGAAUCAGUGAAUCAUUGAAAAUCCCCCGCCUAGGUUUUCAUCUCGUUUACUGUUUGGAUUUGAAAUCGAUUGUGAUGGAUUGUUCCUGGUCAGGAUUACGGAAGAUAACUCGCAGUUCUUCCCUCGGCAGCAAAUUUGAGGUUCGCAAGUAGUGAAGGCGUGAGCGAAUUUGUGUACUGGUCUGACGCAAAAUCGUAAGAUUCAAGCCUACAAAAUCUUCUCAAGAUGGGGAUAAUUGAAAAGAUUAAGGAGAUUGAGUUCGAGAUGGCCAGGACUCAGAAAAAUAAGGCCACAGAGUAUCAUUUGGGACAGCUGAAGGCCAAGAUUGCGAAGUUGCGGACUCAGUUGCUAGAGCCUCCCAAGGGGACUACUGGUGCUGGUGAUGGCUUUGAGGUAACAAAAUUUGGACAUGGUCGAGUGGCUUUGAUUGGGUUUCCCAGUGUCGGAAAGUCCACAUUGUUAACACUCCUCACAGGAACACAGUCCGAGGCAGCUGCAUACGAGUUCACAACUCUUACUUGCAUUCCUGGAAUUAUAAAUUACAAUGAUGCUAAGAUUCAAUUGCUGGAUCUUCCCGGGAUUAUUGAGGGUGCUUCUGAAGGAAAAGGUCGUGGUCGACAGGUUAUAGCUGUAGCGAAAUCAUCAGAUCUUGUCCUGAUGGUUCUCGAUGCUUCCAAGAGUGAAGGUCACCGACAAAUUUUAACACGAGAACUGGAAGCUGUGGGAUUGCGACUGAACAAAAGGCCCCCACAGAUUUACUUCAAGAGGAAGAAAACAGGAGGAAUAUCCUUCAACAGCACCAUGCAGUUGACGAACGUAGACGAGAAACUUUGUUAUCAAAUCUUGCACGAGUAUAAGAUACAUAAUGCAGAGAUACUCUUCCGAGAAGACGCCACUGUUGAUGACCUCAUUGAUGUCAUCGAAGGCAAUCGAAAAUACAUCAAGUGUGUGUAUGUGUAUAACAAGAUCGAUGUUAUUGGAAUUGACGAUGUUGACAAACUAGCUCGCCAAGCAAACUCAAUCGUCAUAAGUUGUAACCUGAAGCUAAAUUUGGAUAGGUUAUUGGCAAGGAUGUGGGAAGAGAUGGGCCUUGUACGAGUCUACACAAAGCCUCAAGGGCAACAGCCAGAUUUUUCAGAACCUGUCGUUCUUUCAACUGAUAGAGGUGGCUGUUCGGUAGAAGACUUCUGUAACCAUAUUCAUCGGAGCCUGCUGAAGGACAUCAAGUAUGUGCUGGUUUGGGGAGCAAGUUCUAAGCAUUAUCCUCAACGCUGUGGCACACAACAUUGUCUUUGUGACGAAGAUGUUGUUCAAAUCGUGAAAAAGAAGGAGAAGGAAGAAGAUGGAGGAAGGGGUCGCUUCAAGUCUCACAAUACAGGGCCAGCUCGGAUUUCGGAUAGGGAAAAGAAAGCACCUCUGAAGACAUAGAGAACCACAAGUAUCGAGAUCCAAGAUAAAUCCAAGGCUCUUUGGGUUUCAUCUUGGUUUGUUUCUUUACGGUGUAAGCACUCCUGUAUAUGAAACCAUCAGCUUAUAUACACCAAUUUUCCAGGACGAAGUUUAGACGUGACAUGAAAAGAAAAUGCCUCAGACGUGGAAAUUGGGUGUGGGAGUAGUACGGAAACCUAUCUACAUGAGUGUGUUCCUGCCAGUCAGCUGUUAGAUAGGAAAUUUAAACAACUAUGAUUAGUGAAUACUUUGUAUUGUAUAAAUGGCUAGAUGAAGAGUUCAAUUUAUCGAAGCGAAUAUAGAUCAUAGGAUUGGCUUUAGACUCGUCAUCUGAGCCACGGCUGACACCACAGGACGACACUGAAGUUUUAGAAGUUUUCAAGUGCAAAAUUAUUCGUCUCAUCCACCGCCUAAGAUUGUUUUCUGCUUACAAUAGGCAGCUGCAAGGUCUUGUGUCCUCAUAACGGCGACUGCUUUACAGUCUUGAUCUUGACUGUGUUGGGUAUUCAAAUUGGGAAGUUGGUGUAAGUGCUACCUAACUGCGAAUUGUCUUCGCCAGUUUUGGGUUUCACCUCUAUGUUACCUAGGAUUCAAGGAGAAUAAAUGCAUUUAUGAGAAC
Marchantia polymorpha subsp. ruderalis is the source of this 2145-nucleotide messenger RNA. The record is from the annotation of a GenBank genome assembly. Lineage: Eukaryota; Viridiplantae; Streptophyta; Marchantiopsida; Marchantiales; Marchantiaceae.